Molecule: messenger RNA, 6741 nt
Organism: Hyla sarda
Lineage: Eukaryota; Metazoa; Chordata; Amphibia; Anura; Hylidae
Exons: 2
Coding region: 544-5472 (1642 amino acids)
Source: RefSeq, a predicted model, not a curated record
AAUGUAUUUUACAUGCUUGGCACUCAGCAGGGUCUGUUCCUUUAAGACCCUCCAUUUUCUUGAAGCCUAGAGGCGGGCCUUCUCUCUAAAACAUAGGGCUAGCUCCGGCAUGUCUCAUUCAUUUCAGCUCCAGCCACCACAGUGACCAGAUCCACAGGACUUCUUAAAGCUAAUACAGACUGCAAAUCUGAUAAAUACCAAAGCCUUUUUACCGCGCACUUUCAUUAUAUCUCAGUAAAGAUUACAUCAGUUAAGCAAACCAGCGUGUCUUUCCUUGAGAUUCGGUAUAAACUUGAUGUGAAGCUGUGUCCACGAGACAGCGGAGACAUUAUAGUAAAAAGGCUUUUAAAACGUUAUCAGAAGCAGUUAAUCAGCUUUGAAUCGUCCGCAGCAGUAAAAAAGACUCAUAAAUCCUGUGCCCUGCAGUCUGUGUCGGAGUAAGGGCGCGAAGCACUAGAAAGUGAAACUAAUUCUCUCACGUGCUAUAUCACCGCUGUGCUGUGUCCAGUCAUCAUCAUUAUCUACGCUGCCAGCUAAAUCAAGAUGCAGAACCCAGAGAACAGCACUCUGACAGUUAACCCUCAAUGCUCCUAUAAAGAGGAAGACACCUUCCCAAGAAGUAGAUCUAGGUGCACAACAUUGUCUAGAGCGUCCAGUCAAACAAAUCUAACUUCGGUUAGCGCCGAUGCAUCAAGAUUUAAACGCCAUAGUUCUAGACACUCAAGCACCACCAGCCUGUCAUCCGCUAGCGCCAUAGCAACUAAGGCAAGAGCGAAAGCAGAGGCAGCUUGUGCAAUGGCGUCCUAUGCAAAGCAGGAAGCUGAAUUGAUGAAAGAACAAGCUGAAGUGCAAGCAUCUUUACACUUACUGCAACAGCAGAAAAACGCUGCAGCAGCCUUAGCCGAGGCAGAAGUUCUCACAAGGGCUGCCGAAGCUCAGUUCGCUGACAUAGAAACCCAGAUGUCACCCCUCAGCGCAAGCCAACGUACCCGUGAGUACAUACAGUCACAAGCAACCAUGUACACUGACCAGCAGUUCAAUUAUGCACCAAGACCAUCAAUAAGCAACUUUGAUACUAUGCAACACUGCAAGACUGAAUUAGAACCUCAGGGUAGGAAGUCAAGUGGUUGCAUGCUCAGAGACCAAUCUGCCAACCUGACAAGAGUGCAAACGGAUGCUGAUGUACUCCCUCCUCAAGCAAAUACAAGUCUGGAUUAUAGCAGAAAGACUUACAACAGAGGAGAACAAAGCAGACUUAGUCAAGUACCUCAUCAGCCUUACCAGCCGCAGCCAUACCCUGAGUUUACACCCAGGAAGUAUUCACCAGAUGCAGCAAGAGCUACAGAGGUAGCAAGAUUCCUGAUGCGCCGUGAGAUAGUGAGCGCUGGUCUCAUGAAAUUCGAUGACCGUCCAGAAAACUACUGGGCCUGGAAGUCAUCUUUCCUAAGCGGUACCCAAGACUUAGAUCUGACAGACAGAGAAAAGCUUGAUCUGCUCGUCAAAUGGCUAGGAACAGAGUCCACUGAGCAAGCCCAAAGAAUCAGAUCAGUACAUGUUCAUGACGCAGCAGCAGGACUUGCAAUGGUGUGGAGGAGACUAGAACACUGCUAUGGGUCACCUGAAGUGAUUGAAGAUGCUCUUCUGAAGAGGAUAGAAAACUAUCCAAGAAUGACAAACAAAGACAAUCAAAAGCUGAGAGGGUUUGGGGACCUACUCUUAGAAAUAGAAGCCGCUAAGUCUAGUGGAUAUCUGCCAGGUCUCUCAUACUUAGAUACAGCACGUGGAGUUGAUCCCAUAAUCGAGAAACUUCCUUUCAACUUGCAAGAAAGGUGGGUCACUCAAGCAUCAAGAUACAAGAAAGAUCAUCGAGUCGCAUUUCCACCAUUUGCCUUCCUUGCUGAAUUCAUCGUAGACCAAGCUGAAACACGCAAUGAUCCAAGCUUUGCUUUCCUGAACAAGAGAACUGCAAGCUCCCCAAAGGUAGAGCAAAAACAUCCAACGCCUUACAAAGAACGCAGAGCAACAGUUUCUGUACGGAAGACAGAAGUCUCGCCUGAGUCUGCAGUCAAUCAGGAAGACAACACAAGUAAGAAAGUUGAGGAGCCAGACAAAAUAUGUCUUAUCCACAACAAGCCUCAUCCACUAAGAAAAUGUCGCAGUUUCAGAAGUAAGACAUUAGAAGAGCGCAAAGCUUACCUUAAAGACAAUCACAUUUGUUUCAGAUGUUGCGCUUCAAUUCAGCAUCUUGCAAAAGACUGUACAAAAACAAUAAAAUGCACAGAGUGCAACAGUGACAAACACCUGUCAGCACUGCACCCAGGACCACCACCAUGGAAACAAGAAGUUCCAGCAACUCAAGAAGAUCAUGGUGGGGAGCAAGGCGAGAGUACAACGCCAGCAGUAACCUCAAAGUGUACUGAGAUCUGUACAGAGCAGGGCCGCCCCAGAUCAUGUUCCAAGAUAUGCUUAGUCAAGGUGUAUCCUGCAGGCUUCAGAGAAAAAGCAAUCAAGAUGUACACAGUCUUGGAUGAACAGAGUAACAGAUCUCUGGCAAAAACAGAGUUCUUUGACCUCUUCGGUGACAAAGGAAGUCCAACUCCAUACACCCUGAAGACUUGUUCUGGAGUUGUAGAGACAACAGGGAGAAGAGCAAACAACUACAUCAUUGAGUCAUUAGAUGGAAAGACAAAGGUGACUCUUCCUACCCUCAUAGAAUGUGAUGAGAUACCAGACGACAGGUCAGAGAUCCCCACACCUGAAGUUGCUCGUCAUCACCCCCAUCUGGUGCGAAUAGCAGACCAGAUACCAGCACUAGAUCCAGAUGCUGCAAUCAUCCUUCUACUUGGGAGAGAUAUCCUCAGACUGCACAAAGUCAGAGAACAGUACAAUGGGCCACACAAUGCACCAUUUGCACAACGCCUUGAUCUCGGAUGGGUCAUCGUUGGAGAAGUAUGUCUAGACGGACUCCACAAACCAGAAAAGGUAAAUGUCUACAGAACACAUCUGUUACAGAAUGGUCGUACAUCUUGUCUUUGCCCAUGUACCAACAGUCUACACAUUAAAGAGAGACUUGUAAACCCAACACAUCAUCGGAGUAUCCAGAGGUGCAUGGAAGACUUAGCCUCAACUGGAGAUACAGAUGAACUGGGCUGUAAGGUGUUUGAAAGAACACGAGAUGACGACAAGCUAGCACCCUCGGUGGAAGAUACUCUCUUCCUUGAGAUUAUGGACAGGGAAGUCUUCAGAGACAAAUCAGGCAGCUGGGUAGCCCCUCUACCCUUCCGGUCACCACGCCAUCGCCUUCCUGACAACAAGGUACAAGCAGAGAAACGCUUCACCUCGUUGCAGCACAUGCUACAAAGAAAGCCAAAUAUGAAGAAACACUUCCAAGCCUUCAUGCAGAAGAUCUUUGAUAACGAUCAAGCUGAAAAGGCACCACCACUACAAGAGAACCAAGAACACUGGUACUUACCAAUAUUUGGGGUGUACCAUCCUCAGAAACCAGGCCAGAUACGGGUAGUAUUUGACUCUAGUGCGAAGCACAAAGGCCUCUCACUAAAUUAUGUCCUUCUCAGCGGACCGGACCUGAACAAUACACUCCUUGGAGUACUCAUCAGGUUCAGAAAAGAACUCGUAGCAGUGACAGCAGACGUACAACAGAUGUUCUACUGUUUCCUUGUUCGUGAAGAUCACAGAGACUACUUAAGGUUCCUGUGGUAUGCAGACAAUGACUUUAACAAAGAAAUCACAGAGUACAGGAUGAAGGUACAUGUGUUUGGAAACAGCCCUUCUCCAGCUGUAGCUAUCUACAACCUGAGACGAGCAGCACAACAAGGUGAAAGACAUGGUCAAGAAGCCACACAGUUCGUCAUGAAGAACUUCUACGUAGAUGAUGGACUUGCUUCUUUCUCCAGCAACGAAGAAGCUAUCAACGUCCUGAAAAGUACAAGAGAAAUGUUGGCAGAAUCCAACAUAAGACUGAACAAGGUAGCUUCCAACAGCAACAGAGUCAUGGAAGCAUUUCCAAUGGAAGACCGUGCUAAAGACCUCAAAGACUUGGAUCUAGGAACAGAAUCACCACCCUUGCAAAGAAGUCUUGGGAUUAGUUGGGACCUGAAGACUGACAGUUUCACCUUCAGGGUCUCCAGAGAAGAGAAGCCAUUCACAAAAAGAGGUGUCCUAUCUACAGUCAACAGUCUUUACGACCCCCUGGGGUUCGUAGCACCCAUCAUCAUGCAAGGUAAAGCUCUUUUGAGACAGAUCACUACUGAGCAAGAACAAAGUGACUGGGACAUACCUCUACCUGAAGAGAAGGAAAUGCAGUGGAAGUUGUGGAAAGACUCAUUGUUAGAGCUUGAACAACUCAACAUCCCUAGACCAUACGUAUCUGUUUCCUUGUCUGCUACAAAGAGAAGAGAAAUAUGCAUAUUCUCUGACGCCUCCACUAUGGCUAUCGCAUCUGUCGCCUACCUUAGGGUAAUAGACACUGAGGGACAAAGCCAUGUCGGGUUCAUCAUGGGAAAAUCUAAGCUGGCUCCUAGACCCGCUCACACUGUCCCACGUCUAGAACUUUGUGCUGCUGUCUUAGCUGUAGAGAUGGCAGACAUGAUUACAACAGAACUGGACAUCGAGAUCCAUACAAUUAACUUUUAUACAGACAGCAAGAUUGUGUUAGGAUAUAUUCACAAUGCUUCAAGAAGAUUUUAUACAUACGUGGCCAACAGAGUGACACGUAUCAGAAAGUCUACAAGUCCAGAACAGUGGCAUCACAUCAGCACAGACAAGAACCCAGCUGAUCAUGGGACGAGACUAGUGCCAGCCGCUGCGCUCAAGCAAACUAACUGGUUCGUAGGUCCAUCCUUUCUUCGUAAACCAGAAACCAAAGAAACUACUCAGGUAGAGACCUUUCAGCUCAUAGAACCAGAUCAAGACAAAGAGGUAAGACCUCAAGUGACAGUUUGUAGGACUAUAGUUACAAGAGACAGUCUGGGCGCUCAUAGAUUUGAAAGGUUUUCCAGCUGGAAGUCGCUGACCCGUGCAAUCGGAAAACUUAAGGUCACGAUCAUCAGAUGCAUCCAGCAGGAAGUCUUUAAAGAAGAAAUCCAAGGCCUUCUGAAAACGGAAGAGAUUUCUCAACACAAUUCGCUCAAGGACUUGUACACCAAGCAAAGGAAACAAGUUCAAAGUCUUGCGGACAUUUUCUGGAAGAGGUGGAGACAGGAAUACCUGGUGAUAUUCCAGCCACGCAAGAAAUGGCAAGAUGACAAGCCCAAUUUACAAGUUGGAGACUUUGUCCUACUGAAAGACUCUCAGGCCCACAGGAACGAGUGGCCUAUUGGACUCAUUGUGGGGACUGAUCCUAGUAGUGAUGCUAGAGUUAGAAAGGUUGAAGUUAGGAUUGUUAGACAGGGCAUUCCCAAAGUGUAUGCAAGGCCAAUUUCUGAAGUAGUUUUACUUCUGUCCAAGGGUUAGUGGCAUAACAAAAAGUAUGCCAGGUGGGGAGUGUGCUGCCUUCGCAAUGUAUUUUACAUGCUUGGCACUCAGCAGGGUCUGUUCCUUUAAGACCCUCCAUUUUCUUGAAGCCUAGAGGCGGGCCUUCUCUCUAAAACAUAGGGCUAGCUCCGGCAUGUCUCAUUCAUUUCAGCUCCAGCCACCACAGUGACCAGAUCCACAGGACUUCUUAAAGCUAAUACAGACUGCAAAUCUGAUAAAUACCAAAGCCUGUGAGUAAGGAAUUGCUAGUUACCUUGUGUAGAGAGAUGCUCGGCAUUUGUAGAUAGAUAAUGUGUUUUCAGUGUGUAGUAAGUGAGCACAUGUUAGACUAUCUAUGUAUUAGCUAUGCAUAAUGUAAGGCACUUGAAUAGCCAUGCUUACAUUUGUCUUUCAUAUGUUUGUUUUACAGUUUUACCGCGCACUUUCAUUAUAUCUCAGUAAAGAUUACAUCAGUUAAGCAAACCAGCGUGUCUUUCCUUGAGAUUCGGUAUAAACUUGAUGUGAAGCUGUGUCCACGAGACAGCGGAGACAUUAUAACAAGAUUUAAGUAAAACAUAAUUUAAAAAAAAUGGUGAAAAUCCUGGUAUUAAAAAAAGUAAUAAAAAAAGUAUCAUUAAUAUAAAAAUCUAUAAAGGUAACCAUUUUUAUUUACAAAUGUAAAACCCAUCUUAACCCCUUAAGGACCAGGCCAAUUUUCACUGUAGGACCAGAGCUUUUUUUGCACAUCUGACCACUUUCACUUUAAAGGGGUAUUCCAGGCAAAAACUUUUUUUUUUAUAUAUCAACUGGCUCCGGAAAGUUAAACAGAUUUGUAAAUUAAAUCCGGAAAACAGCUCUUGUCCCAGAUCGGAUACUAACGUGGACUGCCUAACAUCGGAUACCGGUGAGCGCAUAACUUCUACUCUUAAAGCGCUUCUAUAAUCCUGUGCAUACAGACGGGCAGCCUAAAUAACGGGUCCGGUGCAGUUCGGACCAGCUGCUAUUAUCACUGGCAAUAUCUCUAGUCAGCGCCUGCCAGUGCAGACAAAUAUCGGCAUUUUAGUCCACAGACUUUCUAUUACAUCUUACUCUGCUGGAACUUUUAAUAUCUCUGCCUUCAGUGAAUACUGUAAUCCUGAUACACUUUCAUAUCAGAAGGACAAUAUUGCAUCAUUGUUCGAUAACAACUGACAUUCAUACUAAUUGCCAUUCAUCUUUAUUGAAAGAACAGUUUUGUGAUCUAUUACACUCACACCCUUACAGGGAACC